Molecule: messenger RNA, 3121 nt
Organism: Macadamia integrifolia
Lineage: Eukaryota; Viridiplantae; Streptophyta; Magnoliopsida; Proteales; Proteaceae
Product: starch synthase 1, chloroplastic/amyloplastic-like
Exons: 15
Coding region: 1112-3013 (633 amino acids)
Cellular component (GO): chloroplast
Molecular function (GO): alpha-1,4-glucan glucosyltransferase (UDP-glucose donor) activity
Source: RefSeq, a predicted model, not a curated record
CCUCCUACCAUUUUUUUUAUGGGCUAGUGAUGGGAGUUCCUAGCUGUGCACAUGUCCAUAUGAUCAUGAUUCGUAAGUAAUUUGAUUUUUUAAAAGUGUCAUUAAUACAUUUUAAUUUGUUUGAAAAAUUUAAUUCCUUUCAUGAUAGAUGAUAAUGAAGGAGAAAAUUUUUCUUCAUCGUGGAUGAAGAAAAACCCACUAUUAGGAUCCCAUAAUCCCUUUCUCUUUUAAAAUGAAAAAAUAUCUAAAGUAUACUUGGCAUUAUUCCUGAAGUCCCAUCGGCGUUAGUACCUAUGGAUAAAGAGAUAUUCUCUUCAUCGCAGAGGGUGCCAAAAUCCAACCAAAAUGGUUGGACCGAACCCUUAUUAGGCAGUUUCUGUUGGGGUUUCGGAGGCUAGCUAAAGCUGAACCAACUGAAUAUAUUGCCUGAAUCCAGAAACCUAACUGAACCUAGGUCUAAACUAAUAGAAAACCAAUAAGAAACUGAAAAGGUGAAAAAAAUGAAUGUUUUUAUUACUGCUUUUUAAUACUUGUACGUACACUAAAACCGAGCCAGACCAAAAUUGGUAUCAAAUCGAUAAUAACCCAAUAGGAAGAGACAAAAUCCCAAUGAACCAGAUUAAACAGAUCAGAUUCGAACUGUGGCUUAUUCUCAGAUCAAAAUCGGUUCAGUCCGACCAAAACCAGACCGAACCAAGCUUGGUCUGUGAUGAGCCCAAGCGGCCAAGCCUGGACGGGGUGGGCUAGAGUUGAGAUUUCCUAAACCCCAAUAGCACACCGCUACCUUCACCUAAAUACCGUGAAGGCAUGAAUGGUGCCAUUCACGUGACGUGUCAAGUGUGACAUGUGAAAAUGAGGCCUCCGUUAAAGAACCUUUCUACAGCUACACGUGUCUUCUGUAUGCCACGGCUUAAGCGCCAAGUGUCUUUAUCAGCUUGAAGAUUCUUCUUCCCUCCCCCAACUGAUUUUUUAAUUUUUCCCCCUAACCUCUAACUGAUGCUCUCCUUCUUUCAAGAAGUGAAGCAGUAAAGCUUUUUAGCAAAAAAAGAAAAAAAAAAGAAAAAAAGAAGCAGUGAAGCUUUUGAUCCCCUUAGUUCUCCGAAGGUCUCCCAUGGAGGCUCUGCAGAUCAAUCGUAUUGUUAUCUGCAAAUUUCCUCUAACAUUGUCGGAGAAUCCACAAAAUUCGGGUCUGGUCAAGCAAAAAUGUUUUGCUUCCUGGAGGAUUCGGAGAGGCGGUGCUUCUCUGCUGCUUAGAAGAUCUGUCGCAGAUAAAAAUAAGGUUCAGUUUCGUAGUUUACGAGACAAGUUCACUGCUGGAGCUAGGAGGAAAGACGAGGAUGGUUCUCGAAUUGGGCUUCAGCUAUUUCCUGAGUUUGGUGAAGAGGAAGUUGUUGAGUCUGAUUUGGGUAUAGUUAGUGAUAAAGGAGAAGAAACUAAGGGUAUUGAUGAAGAGGAGAAACCUCCAACCAAAGUUACCUAUAACAUUGUUUUUGUUACUUCUGAAGCAGCGCCAUAUUCAAAGACAGGAGGUUUAGGAGAUGUUUGUGGUUCUCUGCCUCUUGCGCUUGCUGCUCGCGGGCAUUCUGUCAUGGUAGUUUCACCAAGAUAUCUGCGUGGUGGUCCUUCGGAUAAGAUUUUUGGAGGUGCAUUUGAUGUUAAUUGCCGCAUAAAGAUCUCUUGUUUUGGUGGGUUGCAGGAAGUUGCAUUCUUCCAUGAGUACAGAGCAGGUGUUGAUUGGGUAUUUGUAGACCACCCAUCUUAUCACAGACCUGGAAAUCCAUAUGGUGAUAGUCAGGGUGCUUUUGGUGAUAAUCAGUUCCGGUUCACAUUGCUUUGCCAUGCAGCAUGUGAAGCUCCGUUAGUAAUUCCACUGAGAGGGUCCACCUAUGGCGAGAAGUGUUUGUUCCUUGCUAAUGAUUGGCAUGGAGGCCUUGUUCCAGUCCUUUUGGCAGCCAAGUAUCGCCCACAUGGAGUUUACAAGGAUGCCCGCAGUAUACUUGUCUUACAUAACCUUGCACAUCAGGGGGUGGAGCCUGCAUCAACUUACAUGAAUUUUGGGUUGCCACCUGAAUGGUAUGGAGCACUGGAGUGGGUUUUUCCGACAUGGGCAAGGACACAUGCUCUUGACACAGGGGAAGCAGUGAAUAUUUUGAAAGGCGCAAUUGUUACAGCUGAUCGAAUACUGACAGUUAGCCAGGGUUACUCUUGGGAAAUUACUACAGCUGAAGGUGGACAGGGUCUAAAUGAACUCCUAAGUAGUCGAAAGAGUAUUUUGAAUGGAAUUGUUAAUGGUAUCAAUGUUGAUGAGUGGAACCCAGCUUCAGAUGAACAUAUUCCUUUCCAUUACUCUGUUGAUGACCUCUCUGGAAAGGUUCAAUGUAAGACUGCUCUGCAGGAGGAAUUAGGCCUUGCUGUACGACCUGAUUGUCCCGUGAUCGGGUUCAUUGGGAGACUGGACUACCAAAAAGGUGUUGACCUUAUUCUCUCGGCAAUUCCAGAGCUUAUGCAAGAUGACAUCCAAUUUAUUAUGCUUGGGUCAGGGGAUCUAUGGUUUGAGAAUUGGAUGAGAGCACUGGAAUCUACUUAUACAGACAAGUUUCGGGGCUGGGUCGGAUUUAGUGUCCCUGUAUCUCAUAGAAUAACUGCAGGCUGCGACAUAUUAUUGAUGCCAUCAAGAUUUGAGCCGUGCGGACUGAAUCAGCUAUAUGCUAUGAGAUAUGGAACUGUCCCUGUUGUGCAUGGCACUGGAGGGCUUAAAGAUACGGUUGAGAAUUUUAACCCAUAUGCUGAAGAAGGCAGCGGUCAGGGUACUGGGUGGGCCUUUUCUCCAUUAUCAAAGGAGAGUAUGUUAGCGGGCCUGAGGCUUGCCACUGGGACAUACAGGGAACACAAUUCUUCUUGGGAGGGAUUGAUGAAGAGAGGCAUGGAGAAGGACUACACCUGGGACAAAGCCGCUACUCAGUAUGAGCAAGUUAUUGAAUGGGCCUUCUAUGAUCCACCUUAUGUACAAUGACGUUAGAAAAGCAUGGAUAUUUUUCACUGCCUACCCCAUUUUGUAUGAAUUUGUUAAUAGUAAUUUUUUUUUGGACAAUUAUUUUAUUUUAUAUUAUUUUUUUGUAAA